Messenger RNA from Toxotes jaculatrix (banded archerfish), 3610 nucleotides. RefSeq names its product transcriptional repressor CTCF-like. Gene Ontology annotation, cellular component: nucleus. Bases 185 to 2455 code for a protein of 756 amino acids. The record is from RefSeq and is a predicted model, not a curated record. Gene Ontology annotation, molecular function: DNA-binding transcription factor activity, RNA polymerase II-specific; RNA polymerase II transcription regulatory region sequence-specific DNA binding. NCBI's taxonomy places the organism in Eukaryota, Metazoa, Chordata, Actinopteri, Toxotidae. Gene Ontology annotation, biological process: regulation of transcription by RNA polymerase II. The transcript is spliced from 13 exons.
GCUCUCACGGGCCGCCAUUUUGUGUUAGGCCCACUCUUGUAAAGCGGGAGAAAAUUAUUAGCCUGGUGCACAGCACCUACAGCGGACCACAGUGGGACUGAAGAGGUCAGCUACAGGCGCUGAGCUUCCAAGCGAAUAUAACGGGGAAAAGAAACUGCCAGGAAGUGUUGGUUGGCCCGUUGCCAUGGAGGGCGAGGUUGUUUCCAUGGAGACCACUCAGAAUGCUGCCCUGGCUCCAGAAGGAAAAGUCCUGCCAGAGGGCGGAGAGGCUAUGAUGCAGGGGGCAGCCAUAUCUCCACAGGGGGAGGUGGCUGGUAACAUGGAGAUGAUGGUGAUGGACGCUCUCGACCCAACUCUGCUACAAAUGAAGACUGAGGUGUUAGAGGGAGGUGGCACAGUGACCGUAACCGGGGGAGACGAGGGUCAGAUCAUCACUCUCCAGGUGGUGAAUAUGGAGGAGCAGGCUGGUGCGGCUUUGGGCCUUGGUCAGCUUCAGCUGGUUCAGGUACCAGUAACAACAGCAACUGUAGAGGGCCUCCAGUCCACAUAUGUUGAUGCAUCAACUGCUAACAAGGACGCAGAGCCAGUUAUUUGUCACACUCUUCCCUUGCCUGAGGGCUUCCAGGUGGUAAAAGUGGGUGCCAAUGGUGAAGUGGAGACUGUAGAGCAGGAGGAGCUCCAGGCAGCCCACGAGGAGCUUCAAGGGACGAGAGGAGAGGAGGUGGAGGAGGAAGAAGAGGCAGCAGAAGUAGAAACCUCUGUGGCUCAGGAAGAAGACCCAGAAUGGUCAAAGGACCCAGACUAUCAGCCCAUCACCACUGUCCGGAAGGGAAAGAAGGGAAAGAAGAGCCGCCUGCGCUAUGCAGAGGGCGAUCGUGACAUGGAUGUCUCUGUGUAUGACUUUGAAGAAGAGCAGCAGGAAGGACUGCUGUCAGAGGUGAAUGCUGAGAAGGUUGUGGGCAACAUGAAGCCACCAAAGCCCACCAAGAUCAAGAAAAAAGGUGUAAAGAAGACUUUCCAGUGUGAGCUGUGCAGCUACACCUGUCCAAGGCGCUCCAACCUGGAUCGACACAUGAAGAGCCACACAGAUGAGAGACCGCAUAAAUGUCACUUGUGUGGAAGGGCCUUCAGAACGGUCACACUGCUGAGAAACCACCUCAAUACACACACAGGUACUCGGCCACAUAAAUGCACAGAUUGUGAUAUGGCAUUUGUGACCAGCGGUGAGUUGGUGCGUCAUCGUCGCUACAAACACACACAUGAGAAACCUUUCAAGUGCUCCAUGUGUGACUAUUCCAGCGUGGAGGUGAGCAAGCUGAAAAGGCACAUCCGCUCUCACACAGGGGAGCGACCAUUCCAGUGCAGUCUGUGCAGCUAUGCCAGCAGAGACACUUACAAGCUAAAGAGACAUAUGAGGACACAUUCAGGUGAGAAGCCGUACGAGUGCUACAUCUGUCACGCCCGGUUCACACAGAGCGGCACCAUGAAGAUGCACAUUCUGCAGAAGCACACGGAGAACGUGGCUAAGUUCCACUGCCCACACUGUGAUACUGUCAUCGCCCGCAAGAGUGACCUUGGUGUUCAUCUGCGGAAGCAGCACUCAUUCAUUGAGAAGGGAAAGAAAUGUCGUUACUGUGAUGCCGUAUUUCAUGAGCGCUAUGCUCUCAUCCAACACCAGAAGACCCACAAGAAUGAGAAACGUUUCAAGUGUGACCAGUGUGACUACUGCUGCAGACAGGAGCGUCACAUGAUAAUGCACAAGCGUACGCACACAGGGGAGAAGCCGUUUGCCUGCAGCCAGUGUGAGAAAACUUUCCGGCAGAAGCAGCUCUUGGACAUGCACUUCAAGCGCUACCAUGAUCCCAACUUUGUCCCCACUGCCUUCAUCUGCAGCAAGUGUAGCAAGACAUUCACGCGCAGGAACACUAUGCUGCGUCAUGCUGAGAACUGCACAGGAGAAAGUGCUGGGGAAGAAAAUGGAACUCCCACACCCAAAAAGGGCCGUCGUGGGAGGAAGAGGAAGAUGCAGGCCAGGGCAGAUGAUGAUGACACAGAGGGUGAGCUGGACGAGGCAGAGGAGGAAGAGGAGCUGCUAACUGAGAUUGAGGUGGAACAGGCUCCACCAGUCGUCCCUAUCCCAGCCCCUGUGGAGCCACCAGCUAAGAGGAAACGUGGGCGGCCCCCGAAGAACAAACCAGACACGGCUGCUAUCAUCCGUGUUGAGGACGAGGCCACUGGAGAGGUGGAUGACAUCAUAGUGAAGAAGGAGGUCGGAGCCGAGCAAGAUGACCAGGACGAUGGCGCAGAGGAGGUGGUGGUCGGGGGAGUGAAGUCGACCGUUCAGAUGGAGGAGCUGUCCCAGGAAGAGGGCACAGCGCAGGGGGUGCAGGUGUCUGGGGCCCCUCCGAAUGGAGAUCUGACCCCUGAGAUGAUCCUCAGCAUGAUGGACCGGUGAUGGAUGUGAACCUGUAAACACACCCAGACCCUUUUGACCACAUCUUCAUUUUAAUUCUUGGCAUUUAGGAUUACAAACAUUUGCAUCCUGCACAGAAACAAACAUCACUGUUGUAAUUUAAGAUUUGACUUUUAAUCAUGUAUCGAUAAAGACUUGGAUGAGUGAAAAAGAUUUUUUAAAAUAAGGAUUUGCCUACCAAAAAUGAAUUUCAGUACAUUUGAGUUUGAAGUGGCUGUAAUUGACAGCAGUGUCUUUUUUCACUGUUGCCUUUGGUGUUUCAUAGCUCUGCUGUGUGGCAGAGAACUGCUACAUUUAUCUAAAUGACAAAAUCUCUUCAGGCUGCAGAAUGGUCCACCAAAUGUGUUUUACCGUGGAAGAACGACUAAAUCUGUAUGUGGAAUUUUACUGUUUUGUUCUUCAUCUCUUUUCUUCUUAAGCCCAUAGUUUUUAUUUGUUGUACAACUGUUGUUAAGUUAUACAGCCGUGUGCUGUUGGGAAAAUUUGUAAGCAGAUAGUAGUGACCCCAUAAUGUGGACCUUGCUUUACUUUGUUUUCUGUAAUUUCUCACUGAAGAGCUCAGUAUACCUCUCAGUUUGAACAGACAGCUGCUCUGUAGUAAAAGACGAUGAUGAAAAUGGGCUUUUGUAGAGCAGCAUUAUGGCAAAAACAAAUACAUUUAAGCCCGAGCUGAAAGUAACUGUGAAACUUUAUCAAGAAUGUUAUAAAAUUGCAGAAAAAAUGAAAUGACACAACCUUUAGGAAGAUGAUACUGCCAUUAAUCACAGCCACUUUGCGAUAAGAAAAAUGAAAUAUUUUGAAUAUUUUUGUGUUUUGGUUUCUUUUUCUGUGGUUAGUAAAUCCAUUUUUAAGCCUAUUCUAGUUUUUAAAAGCUUAAUAGACUGCUUAUCUUUAUGCUCCUUUCCUACCACUAUAACAACCCUAGAUUAUGCAUAUGUACUAAACAUUGUCUCUGAUAAAUGCAAGGAAAGAACAUAAUUUUGCUCCCUUGUGCAGCCAUUCCACUUUGGGUUGAUGUUAUUCUUUUGUACCAUUGGCAGUGCGAUGCUACGUAGCAGCUUGAAUGACAUUUUAUGAACUGUGUGGCAGACGAGAACAGAUGUAUGACUGUACAACCAAUAAAAAAUUAGACACUGA